Cajanus cajan (pigeon pea) is the source of this 2789-nucleotide messenger RNA. RefSeq names its product boron transporter 1. Gene Ontology annotation, biological process: monoatomic ion homeostasis; monoatomic anion transport; transmembrane transport. Lineage: Eukaryota; Viridiplantae; Streptophyta; Magnoliopsida; Fabales; Fabaceae. The record is from RefSeq and is a predicted model, not a curated record. Gene Ontology annotation, molecular function: solute:inorganic anion antiporter activity. Gene Ontology annotation, cellular component: plasma membrane.
UAGCUCUUUUCUUAGCAUAUUCCUAUUCCCUUUCCUUACCCCAUUAUAAACCUUGUUCUUUUGCAAUGACGAACCACCUUACUUUCUUUCAUUCCCCUUUUCUGUUUUUUUGACCCACAUUCUCGUUUAUGUUCUUUUCAUUCACUGCUAUGAGCUUUGAGUGAAAAGUUUUUUUUUUUUGCUUAAUUAUCCCGUUCUUUGUCAUUUUUGUCUUUCACUAAUGUGUAUUCCAACUGGGUUUUGAAGCUUUGUCUCUUUAUUGUAACUUGUGUGUUGCCAUCGUUCUUCGUUCCUCUGUUGCUCAUUGCACAAGCAUUGGUGACAGCCAAGAUUAAAUAAUCAAGUUGCUUCUGCAAAUCUGUACUGUUGUUAGAGCAUAAAAAGAUAUAAAUCCUUAUGGAGGAGACAUUUGUUCCGUUUCGUGGAAUUAAAAAUGAUCUUCAAGGGAGAUUGAUGUGUUACAAGCAAGACUGGAUUGGUGGUCUCACGGCAGGCUUCAGGAUAUUAGCCCCUACCACGUAUAUAUUCUUUGCAUCAGCAAUUCCUGUUAUUUCAUUUGGAGAACAAUUGGAAAGAGACACAGAUGGAGUACUCACUGCAGUGCAAACAUUAGCAUCUACUGCAUUGUGUGGAAUUAUACACUCUAUUAUAGGAGGCCAGCCUUUGCUGAUUCUUGGAGUAGCAGAACCAACUGUAAUUAUGUAUACAUUCAUGUUCAACUUUGCCAAAAGUAGGCCAGAAUUGGGUUCAAAACUCUUUCUAGCAUGGAGUGGAUGGGUAUGCAUGUGGACUGCCAUCUUGUUGUUCCUACUGGCUAUCUUAGGAGCUUGCUCCAUCAUCAACAGGUUCACUCGUGUUGCAGGGGAACUGUUUGGCCUUCUUAUUGCAAUGCUUUUCAUGCAAGAGGCUAUUAAAGGACUCAUCCAUGAGUUUCACAUACCUGAGAGGGCAGACCCAACAUCACCUGAGUUUCAAUCUUCAUGGAGAUUUGGAAAUGGUAUGUUUUCUUUGGUUCUGUCUUUUGGUCUCCUGCUUACAGCAUUGAGAAGCCGAAAAGCAAGGUCUUGGCGAUAUGGAUCAGGAUGUUUACGGGGCCUCAUAGCGGAUUAUGGUGUCCCGUUGAUGGUUCUAUUGUGGACCGGCAUUUCUUAUAUUCCCGCUGGAAGUAUUCCAAAAGGAAUCCCUAGGCGUCUCUUCAGUCCAAAUCCAUGGUCCCCUGGUGCAUUUGAAAACUGGACUGUCAUAAAGGACAUGCUGAAUGUGCCAGUUCUCUAUAUUAUUGGAGCGUUUAUUCCAGCAACAAUGAUUGCUGUUCUUUAUUAUUUUGACCAUAGUGUGGCAUCUCAGCUUGCUCAGCAGAAAGAGUUCAAUUUAAGAAAGCCACCUUCUUUCCAUUAUGAUUUACUUCUUUUGGGAUUCAUGGUUAUAUUAUGUGGUCUAAUUGGAAUUCCCCCGUCAAAUGGUGUCAUUCCACAAUCUCCAAUGCAUACCAAAAGUUUAGCUACACUGAAGCACCAGUUACUUAGAAACCGACUUGUUGCAACAGCACGAAGCUGUAUGAAAAAGCAAGAAAACUUGGGACAAGUAUAUGGAAGUAUGCAAGAUGCUUACUGGCAGAUGCAAACCCCUCUAGUUCACCAGGAACAUUCCUCGCAGGGACUUAAUGAGAUGAAAGAGUCAACUAUCCAAUUAGCAUCAAGCAUGGGGAGUAUAAAUGCUCCAGUUGAUGAGUCAAUAUUUGAUGUGGAGAAGGACAUUGAUGACUUAUUGCCUGUUGAGGUCAAAGAACAACGAGUGAGCAACCUGCUUCAAUCUUUGAUGGUAGGAGGAUGUGUAGCAGCAAUGCCUUUCCUGAAAAUGAUUCCAACUUCUGUACUCUGGGGCUAUUUUGCUUUCAUGGCCAUUGAAAACUUACCUGGCAACCAGUUUUGGGAACGGAUUUUAUUAAUUUUCACUGCUCCAAGCAGAAGAUACAAAGUCUUGGAGGAGUUCCAUGCAACUUAUGUGGAAACCGUACCAUUCAAGACAACUGCAGUAUUUACUCUCUUCCAGACUGCUUACUUGCUUGUUUGCUUUGGUAUCACUUGGGUUCCAAUAGCUGGGGUUCUAUUCCCAUUGAUGAUCAUGCUUCUGGUUCCUGUGAGGCAAUACAUUCUGCCCAAGUUUUUCAAAGGAGCACACCUUCAAGAUUUAGACGCUGCAGAAUAUGAAGAAGUGCCUGCUUUGUCAUUCAACCUAGCGACUGAAGGGGACUUGAGCAGGGCAGCUUCCUUUGCAGAUGAUGGAGAGAUUCUUGAUGGAGUAAUUACUAGAAGCCGGGGUGAGGUUAGACGUGUUUGCAGUCCAAAGGUAAUGAGCUCCACUCCAACACUAUCCCAGGAGUUCACAAGUGUUCAAAGUCCAAAGUUCCCAGAUAAAGUAUACAGCCCUCGGAUAAGCCAACUCAGAGGAAAUCAAAGCCCUCGAGGUGUUGUGAGAGGACCAUUUAGCUCUGCAGAAGCUAGGCCAUCCCAUUUGAGGAAAGGUGGUUGAACACUGAUGCAUCUUUACUUAUGCCUAUAAUACAAGGAUUGCCAGCAAAGGUGGCAUGCCCCUCACUCAUUUUAAUCUCUGAUUCUUGACAUAGGCAAUUGCGACAAUAUAAACUAUCUAGUGCAGGAAUUUGUAACAAGUUGUUAAUGUUUAUGAUUAAAAAGAAAAAAAGUUGUUAAGUGGUUGAUGCCUAUUAUUUGUUAGGUAAUGCAAUUAUGGAGACAUUGACAUGUUUCCACCCUAUUAACUUUUUUAUG